Suillus clintonianus is the source of this 3274-nucleotide messenger RNA. RefSeq lists its product as uncharacterized. The transcript is spliced from 19 exons. Lineage: Eukaryota; Fungi; Basidiomycota; Agaricomycetes; Boletales; Suillaceae. Gene Ontology annotation, molecular function: DNA-directed DNA polymerase activity; DNA binding. Gene Ontology annotation, cellular component: nucleus. Gene Ontology annotation, biological process: double-strand break repair via nonhomologous end joining. Bases 99 to 3125 code for a protein of 1008 amino acids. The record is from RefSeq and is a predicted model, not a curated record.
CGUCCACACCUGUCCGCAUUGGUAGCGCACUUGUUGCCCUUUCCCUUCUGUCACGCGUUACCUUCCAUCCCACCAUAUCAUCACUAUCAGAAUUCACUAUGGAUGACAUCAAUUCAUUUUUCGCUGAGCAAGAACAGCGCAUGAACCUUCCUGAUGAGGAUGUGGAUGAAUACGUUCGGGCACGACUGGAAGAUUUUCAUAGGAACAGAAGUCAUGUUAUCAAUCGCGUUAUCGACGCUCAAGGUCACCCGCGCAAAGUUGAUGCGCGCUCUGGACCAUUUCUCACUUUUGACAUGGAAGAGAUCACCCCAGAACAGCAGAUAUCUGACAAAGAAUUGACCAGGCAAUUGAAGCGCAAGUCAGCAGAACCCGAACAUCCAGCCCAGGGGAAGAAACCAAGGCUAUACGAGAUUCCCAACGUGACCACUUCAGGAGUAGCCGUUCAACCUUCUGUUUUCUCACGUCGUGACAAUGCUGAACAUGCCGCAAAUGCUAUAGCUUCAAAUAAAUCACGGAGCAAAGGCGCCAACCGAACUCCCCAACUUGCAGCCCACCAAAGGGGUGAUAACCCAAUCGAAACUACGUCGUCUUCUCUUGGCCCACAUACUAACUGCGCGCCGGUCGAUCCCUCGUCUACUUCGCGAAUACAGAGCCACAACGAUGAAUCAAGCUCUGAUGAACACGGGGCAGCUAAGUUGCCAGUAGUUGGAUCUGUAUCUCACAUCACGAAGCCAACGGUUCACCACGAAGGCAAUGGAGAUACCAAAGAUCAUGAUUUGCCGCCGGCGAGACCCAUACCCCACCACUCCACUGCAAGGGCCCGCAAGUCAAGAGUUACUAAGUCGGUAGCUCGUGAUGCCAUCAAUCAAAAGCCCACAAAUGGCAGCAGUCCGGAAGCGCGCAUGCCAUGUUCGGAACAUGAUGAAGGAGCAUCCACUGAGAACGAGAGGUUACAGUCCUUCGCGCCAGAACCUGGCAUACCCAGUCCACAAUCAGAGCUACUAGAACUCUCAGCCAUGAGUACCAGCAAUAUCACGAGCCCCAGAAAUUCUCCUCUUGGAGCAUCACGCCGCUCGAGUACCUCGGUUUCAUUGUCAUCAGAUACAGAAGGCAUCGCAUCAUCAACUAGAGCGACAGUAGUCAAACCUUCAAAGGUCCGGAAGACUGUAAGCAGCUCAAGGAAUAAGGCCGAUAUUUCAAAGCAAAACAAAGGCAAGAAAACCAAAGAAAAACCAGCGCUCGUCACGCCUCUCGAAUAUGCACAGAAGUUGCAAUUGAAUCUUGACUUGGCAAAGAAGCGCAAGACCGAUUACCUCAAGGGCAAGAAAAUUUUGUAUGUCGGUGGGGACAUGCAGUAUGCCAGCGUCCAGACGCGCGGUCGCAUGGACUAUAUCAUCAAACAUGGUGGCACUUUGGUGCCAUCAUACGAUCCUAGCACCGUGACUCACAUCGUGACAGAUGCGACAACUCGCCCGACACUGAAAGCCCUCGGGCUUAAAUCAUUGAAAGAGAUCCCUGACCAUAUCCCAACUGUUACUUGGAGUUGGGUGAUAUCCGGGUAUGGUCGUUCUGGCCACUACAAGGUCAAACGCGACGAGGAAGCACACACUAUUACGAAAGGCAAGGCUAAGGCUACAGAUGAUGAUGAAAGUCUUCUCGAUUAUGAGUUUUUACAUGCGGCAUUCCCUCAACGCAUCGAUGCCGGUAGAAGCUGGCAGAAGAGAGGACAGGGGAAAUUGGCUCAAGCAAAAGGUGAAGUGAGCGCCUCUACGAACGAUCUUGCUGGGGAUUUCAGUCGCAUUUCCUCCUUCACUGAAGAUGAAGAUCAUCAAAUCAAAAAUCAACAGGGCCCAGCGCCCAAGCUAGUCAUUCUUCCUCCUGCACCCCUGACCUUCGUUCCCACGGGAAAAGCUUCCAACACAGCCCAUCAUAAUAAUAACCAAAGCAACCACUUCCACAAGCCACAGUCUAACGCAGAAGAUCCUCUUGCAGAGUUUUACGAGAAGGCCAAGGCAGACCGAGAUCAAGAUAGAGGUCUUGGACAGAGCGAGUCAGACGAAAGCGAUGAUGAAGAAGAGUUUUUGAAACCAGCACAGGUUCCUCGGCGCGGUUUCACAUGCGACCGUAAGGAACCUCAGCAGCGCGAAUGCGCAAAUCAAGAUAUCAUUGAUAAGUUGGAAGAACUUAUGGAGUUACACAAGGCAAAAUUAGGCGAUGAAGAUCGUUGGCGAGUGUACAGCUACUCGAAAUGUAUUCGUGCCUUGCGCAAUUAUCCCAAGAAAAUCAAAUCAUUCAAUGAGGCUCGGUCAAUUAACGGCGUCGGUGAGAAGACCGCCCGGAAGGUGUACGCAUCGGCUACGAAAAAAACGGAUGAUGUCGAAGCCAUUAAUUUAUUUCAGGGAAUAUAUGGAGUCGGCCGACAAAUAGCUUCUAUGUGGUACAAUAACGGAUGUCGGACUCUCGAUGAUGUCCGAGUUCGGAAGGGUGCUAUCAAGUUAUCUCACGUGCAGGAAAUCGGUUUACGAUUCUAUGAUGAUAUCAAUGAUAGAAUGCCACGCAGUGAAGCAGAGAAGAUCUUCAACUUGAUUAAACCCAUUGCUCUCGAGCUCGACGAGCACCUUUACAUUAAUAUCAUGGGUAGCUUCAGAAGGGGCAAAGUUACUUGUGGCGACAUUGAUGUCCUAGUGACUCGACCAACCUCAGAUGGGAUGACACAUGCAGGUCUUCUUCCGGAGCUGCUUGCUCGUCUGCACGCUGCGGGGAUCCUGACAGAGGAUUUGGCUUUGCCUGAUGAUUUUUCCGCCCUUGAAUUAUGUUAUCGUGGGUUGUGCAAACUUCCCGAACCGGAUUCAAAGCGUCGGCGCAUUGAUAUCUUAUGUGUUCCUUGGGAGAAUAGAGGAGCAGCUCUCCUUUACUACACGUUCAAUCGGGCCAUGCGAAUGAAGGCGAACGUCCUUGGGUAUUCUCUCAACCAACGCGGUCUGUAUGCAGGCGUGGUUCGAGAUCCCCGGGAUAGACGUGUCAAGGUUUCCGCAGGUAACAUUGUUGCAUCCGAGACGGAAGAGGAAAUAUUCAAGAUUCUAGGGGUACCAUGGCAAGAGCCUCAUGAACGUGUACGGGGUUGAGGUGGUGCAGUUGAGCUAAUGAACUUCAUUUGGAUCUGUUGUAAACAUAAGAUGUUAUUAAUCAUUCAAUGGUCGUGUUCAGGACAUGUUGAAUGCAUAACUGUACCAACAUGAGUGAGAAAUGAGGAGGAAUUUGACCGAAAUCGUGC